CACAACAUCCUGGAACUCAGUGUUGUUUCUAUGCUGUGUCUGCGAGAAACCCAGGAGAAUGGCUCCCCCUUGAUGGUGUGCUGGCUGUGGCAAAGAUGAGCAACACUGUGUUCUUCUCCUUUGUACUCUUCCUGGGCAGCCAGUGGGGCGCAGAGCCCCACUCUAUCCCUGUGACUGAAGGUACCAUCACAAGUAUAUUGUCAUGGCCCCUGGAGGGAUGGAAGACUCGCAGGGAGCCUCAGCCAGGCCGGCUAGUGGGCCCCUCCUGCCGAGGCUGGGAUGGUGUGGUGAGCAGCUUUUCCUCCAGUUCAAGGCACUUUGAGGAAGAUUUGGCUAAACUAUUUGAUGAGAUCCUGCUGCAGGUGUUUCCCAGCAAUCUAGAUGACCUGUCAAAAGAUGCGAGAACAGCUGGCAGAGACGCGAACGAAACUCGCGUCCUUCCGAACAGCUUCAACCACUCUGAAUUUGCAUCGAGUUCACAUUUGGCUCAGUUGUUUGAUGAGAUCCUGCUGCAGGUCCUUUCUAACGACCCCAUGUAUUUAUCAAAAGAGGACGCAAGAGCAGCUGAUGAGCUAGUUACGUGGAGAGACGUGAAUGAAAAUCUUAUUGCUGAGAAGGUGGAUAAGGAAUCAUCUCUAUUCAACAGAGAUGUCAGCCAUCAAUUGUCGACUGUGGACAAAGAAAUACCCCAAGUAUUAGUGACUCAAGAUGUUUACACGGAGGGUCUGCCUUGCAGAGAGCUGCUGAGCUUCCUGGAAAAGAACAUCAUCACUGUGGCCGCUGCUAUUGCUGCCAUCCUCCUGGUCACAGCAUUUGUGGUGCUUGCAUUGGUCACAUACAAAAGGCAGAAGCAGCCCAGGUAUCCGCCAGCGAACACGACGUACAAUAUUUUUAUAAUGAAUGGGAAGGCUUGGUGGCAAAAUCCCGAGGAAAGGUACCUCAGAAAAUUCACAGGAAAGCAGAAACACCUGAAAUGUAAUUCCUUCGUCUAAGCCGGUGGAAGAGUCAGCAAACUGUCAGCAAGCCACUGCAGGAGGGUUCUUCUGCGCUGCCUGGACAGAAAUGGAGGCCUCUGGGCUCCCAAUUCUGAGCAGCAGUCCACCCCCUCCCAGAUCUCCUGUCCCGUUUCCGGACUUUGCCUUCUGUAGGACUUGAAGUAACUCCGUAUCUCAAAACCCAGGAAGAAAAUGCAACAGAGAGAGAAGCCAACAGGUGGGAGGUGACAACCCUGCAGCCAUCAAUGGAGCCCAGAGCAGGCUGCCCUGAAGCCCAUCCCUGGAAUCUUCAGCUACUGAUGCAAUAAUUACCAAACACA
Molecule: messenger RNA, 1315 nt
Organism: Myodes glareolus (Bank vole)
Lineage: Eukaryota; Metazoa; Chordata; Mammalia; Rodentia; Cricetidae
Source: RefSeq, a predicted model, not a curated record